This is a messenger RNA of Diplodia corticola, 552 nucleotides long. RefSeq names its product bc006779 protein. NCBI's taxonomy places the organism in Eukaryota, Fungi, Ascomycota, Dothideomycetes, Botryosphaeriales, Botryosphaeriaceae. The record is from RefSeq and is a predicted model, not a curated record. The transcript has 2 exons. Bases 1 to 552 code for a protein of 183 amino acids.
AUGGGUAAAGAACGUCUGGGAUGCCUCUCGACGAUCCCGUUGGUACAGUUCAACGUCACGAUCUCCCUGGACGAGGGGCGACCGAGCCUAGAACGGCAGGGUCUGGGGUAUCCGCCUUUCCUUGAAGGGGGAACCGAAAUCGGAACCCGAGGCGGGCCCUUGUUACCUUUCGGCAAUGUGCCCAACCAAGCCCUCGGCUCCUUGAGUGGCUGGGACACGCUGUUCAAGCACUUCCGGCCUCAAGUGGUGUUCGGCGAGGAAGCUGGCCUUUCGACGAUCCCAGAGCUGGCGGUGCCUCUAGCGUCGUUCAUGCAAUCGAUCAAGCUUGUCAUUCUCACGGGCGACCAGAAGCAGCUCAGACCGAUUCUGCCAUCCGUAGGCUCGAACGAGAGCGAGAAUAUUCUGAAGCGCUCUCUUUUCGAGAUCCUCCUGAACAGUGAGGACGUUGUUGAGGGUCAAGACGCUACCGUCUGUGUCCUUGAUCUUGCCCAGCGCCAGGCUCUUGAAGCGGUUGAUAUCGAGGCCGAAGCCCUUGAUUUAGGCGUACGAUAG